CAGAUUAUGUUUUUGCAUUAAAUUUAAUUAAACAAAUCAUUUUAGGUUUGUUACUUUUAAACGUGUUUUUAUUUAUGUUUUAAACCCCACAGUUGUCUAUUAGUUAUAAAAAUAUUUAUUAUACAUUUUGUCCUAUGUAUUUAGUUUCUUAUAUCAUGAGCAAGACUGCUUUAUAUGCCGAUUUGAAGAAUGGAUCAGACUGAUCAAAAUAAUAUAUAGAUGUAAAAUAUAGAAGAUACCCAAAUGUUCUGAGAAGUAAAGAAACAUGAAUUUAACAUUAUUUUGAAUGGGAACCGGUGAGACUCGACAGUGGGAGUGGUUCUUUGCUGUCCUCCAGUCAGAGGGCUAAACGUUGCCAUGGGAAACAGUGUCGCUUGAGUUGCCCGAACAUUUAUACAGUUGAUUAUUAUUUUUAAGUUACUCUACCGGUUCCUUUAGACAUUUAUUACACUUACAGCAACUCCGCUCAGUUAUCUUAGUGAUGUUGUGACUUCUUACUUUACUGCGGCGAGCUAGCGUCACAGCCUGUGUAGGCUAGCUAACAACAAGCUAUGGCCUCAUGCUGCAUUUAAACUUCAACCACCUCGCUCCCACCUGCAAAACUGUUUUACGUCGAUAUGGCUCACAGAAAAGAAAGGUUCUCUCAAAUUGAAAUUGUAGUGUGUUUUACAAGAGAAGAUGAUAGUGCUCUAUAAACCAUCAGUAUUUCAAACAAAAGUGCUCCAGAAGCUCUACCCAGCAGCUCCCAAGAAAGAGGACCCAAGGCCAACAUGCAAUGUAGAGGCCCUAGCCAAAAAAACUUGCACGAAAAGAAAAGCCUCUCAAGUGAACUCAACAACUGAAGAUGCACAGAGUGCAGCCAAUCCAGGCAGGCGGCUGUACACGGUCACGUCUCCUCCUGCAGACUACAAGAUUGGUUCAGAGAAAUCCGUCACACUCCCCCUGCUAGAAAGUAUAAAUAGUGCCAAGGACCCAGCUGAUGAGAUCGCCCAUGAAAGUGAUGAAGAAUUAGACAAAGAUGAAGAGGGGAAGGGACAGCAUAGAAAAAAGAGGAGAAGGAAAAGAAAACCAGCCCUCCUUUUAGACUCUGGUACAGAUGGAGCUGUGAGUGAGUCCUUCAGAGGUCAGAGUCAGACGCUUGUAGAGGAAGGAGGAGAGUCCAUCAGCUGGAACAGAAAGAGAAAGCUGAAAAAGAAACGGCACAAAGAGAAGCUGCGCUCAAUGGGUCUCAUGCCCCGGGCCUCUGCCCUGGAGUUCACAUACCGAAAAGAUGAGGAAGAAGAAGAGGAGGAGGAGGAGGAGGAUAUCGAGAGGAGAGCUGCCGAGGUGGCAGACUUCUUCAGGACAACAAUGGAAAUCUAUAUGUCGGAUUCCUCAUCACGUGUAGACAAGCUUCCGCUUCUGUCGACGACUAUGGACGACCUUCUUUGCAGCAUAGCCAGCGGUGACAAGCCCACCUCUGUUCUACAGCAUCUCUACAGCCUUAAGGUCUUUGUUCAGAAGAAAGAGACCGACAAAUUGGAAGCGUCACUGGAGAAUCUCCAAAACUCUUCAUUGUUGUCUGCAGAGGAAACCACUGCAGUCGUAUCACUCUUCCAGUACUGGAUCACAGACAUUCUUUCCAUGCAGGGCGACAGGAAGACAGGACUUUCUACAAUGCACCCAUGAGACUGUCAGUCACACUGGGACAAGAAACUCCACUGAUGGAUUAUUCUCACUGUUGUCCAUUCCUUUAAACAAGACAGUUCUUGAAAUGUUUUCUUCAUUUUGUGGGGAUUUCAAAAUGUUGGAUUUGUGCUGUAUUUGGAAAAAAUAUUUGAAAAAUGUUUUCUUUGCCUUUGUUUAAUCCACUUCAUGACUUUUACAAAUAUAAACAAAUCAAGGUAA
Labrus mixtus (cuckoo wrasse) is the source of this 1887-nucleotide messenger RNA. RefSeq names its product glutamate-rich protein 1. The transcript is spliced from 7 exons. Lineage: Eukaryota; Metazoa; Chordata; Actinopteri; Labriformes; Labridae. The coding region runs from base 679 to 1668 and encodes 329 amino acids. The record is from RefSeq and is a predicted model, not a curated record.